Molecule: messenger RNA, 1937 nt
Organism: Manacus vitellinus (golden-collared manakin)
Lineage: Eukaryota; Metazoa; Chordata; Aves; Passeriformes; Pipridae
Gene: UBE2D1
Product: ubiquitin conjugating enzyme E2 D1
Exons: 9
Coding region: 733-1107 (124 amino acids)
Biological process (GO): protein polyubiquitination; ubiquitin-dependent protein catabolic process
Cellular component (GO): nucleus
Molecular function (GO): ubiquitin conjugating enzyme activity
Source: RefSeq, a predicted model, not a curated record
CCUCUGCCGCUGAUGCUGUGAGGGCCCAGCAGCUCUGCGAACCGCUUAAGACAGAUCGCUCUGUGAGCCCUCUCCGGUGUAGUUGUGGAGAGAUGACCUAAAGAGUGAUCUCCUCCCAGCAAUAGCCACCUCGAACCUCGCAAGCUUGGGUACUGAUGUGAGAAUUACUGGUCUUUACUUUAAAAAAUUGUUAUCGGAGUACUGUACCUGAUUAGGGACUUGCCGGUCUGGGAACUAGUUUAUGGUUUGACUCGAUCUUAGAGGUCUCUUCCAACCUUCAUGAUUAUAUGACCUACUCAAAAUAUGAGUAGAGUGAGAGCAACGUGAGAGCAAUAAUUCUCCACUGUUCAGUAAUUUUCUACUGGCCUUUACAAUGAGAUGCUGAACAAAGGCUUUCUAUAACCAGCUGUAAAUACAGUGCUCAACGGGGCAAGUUCAAGUGAAGUUAAAGCUCCAAACGACCAUCAGAGACCACCAAGAGACCACCAGAAGACGCCUUAGUGACCAAAUAAGGACUUCCAAAGAACUUCUAAGAACUAAUAACAAAUGUAUGAACUUUAUAAGAAGCAGAACUGAGUGACCUGCAGCGAGACCCACCGGCCCACUGUUCUGCUGGACCUGUUGGAGAUGACUUGUUUCAUUGGCAAGCAACUAUUAUGGGUCCUAUUUGUACAGGUCACAAAGAUGUUGUGUGUUUUAAAACUCCCCGAUGUCAUCAUGAUGAACUGAAUUAUGUUGGAAAAUCCUACUCUUUGCCUCUGCAAAGAGAAACCACUUCUUAAGCCUGAUAGUGCAUAUCAAGGGGGUGUAUUUUUUCUCACAGUACACUUUCCAACAGACUAUCCUUUCAAACCACCAAAAAUUGCUUUUACAACAAAAAUAUAUCACCCAAACAUAAACAGUAAUGGGAGUAUUUGUCUUGAUAUCCUGAGAUCACAAUGGUCACCAGCUCUGACUGUAUCUAAAGUUUUAUUGUCCAUAUGCUCCUUACUUUGUGAUCCUAAUCCAGAUGAUCCUUUAGUACCAGAUAUUGCACAGAUCUACAAGUCAGACAAGGAAAAAUACAACAGACAUGCAAGAGAAUGGACUCAGAAAUAUGCAAUGUAAACUUGUGAAGACUUUUUCAUAUACCACAGAGUACUGUAAAUUCUAGGGUUUUUUCAAAAUUAGAAGGAAAUGGAGCACAAUUUAUGGUUUUGAUGUAACAUGACUCCCCUUGAAUUUUUUUUUCACCCAUGUAAGUGUGUUUCUGGAGCAAGGGAGAAUAAACUUCCAAAAAUAACCUUAUGACUGUGAUAAGAAUAUUUAUCCUCUUUGUAUGCUUUGCAGAAGACAUUUAUUAUGGUUUUUAAGAGCUGGACACCUGCAUCUUCAGACUACAAGAUCUGUAAUGCAGUUGUAAAGCAACUGAAUUAUUUUUGCUGGGAAAAGUAGCUGGUUUUAUGUGAUGAAUACUGUAUGUUUGUCAUUGAAGUAUGUUGUUGUUUCAUAAGUGUAUUCAAAUUUCUUUUUGUUAGUUCACUUAAUGAUUUGUAUUUUUUUACUGUAUAGACUAAAUAUUUUAUUUACAAUGUCAGUAAUUUCAUUUUAGACUUACUUGCGUGUGCACAGUAUUGACAAGAUACAACUGCUAGUAAUGAAAUUAAUUGGAGUAUCCCACACAUUAGGAUAUUCUAAAGAUUGACUGCAGAUUUCUUAAAACCUAAAAUGAUCUUUGCACUGUAAUUCUUUGUAUGCUGAUUAUGGAGAAACACUUCGUUUUGAUUCUGUUGCAUACUUAAUUUUAUUGCAAUGAGAACUAAUUGCACUGCUAUGUAGAGAGAUAUGUAACCAUUUCGUUGCUAUUCACAACUGAUUUUUGAUGUAACACUAUCCUUUUGACCUUUUACAAAUCCAAAUGUAGCCUUUUCCAUAUAAAUAAAAUGCAUUUUCUACUA